AUGAACGCUGCACGAACUGUAUCUCUGUUCUGGAAAAUAGGCAACAGUUUCAUCUUCAAGAGUUCUUCGUUUGUACAUUAUUUUUGCAUCAAAUACUGGAAAUCUGGUGUUGCUGUAGCCACUGUCCAUCCGUCAAGUCGCCAUAAAACUCUAUAUCUUGAUGGAAUACGGGGAAUUGCGGCCCUGAUCGUCUACAUCAUGCAUCUUUCUAUGGUUUUCGACCGCACUGUGCUGCUAGGAUUUAUCCCCGGCGUAAGCGACGCUUACUACAACGUCCCCGUUCUCCCAACCGCUAGUUUAAAACGACCUUUCCGCCUAUUUGUUCCGCCGCUGGCUACAUCCUUCUCAGUUAUGCUGUUAGUUUCAAUGGGUCUGUUUCCUACAGCAAAACAGAUGGAAGCGCUUCCUGCUCAUUUGCCUGCCCAAACAGUCAUUCACCAGUCCACUUGGUUGCUACAAUUAGGGGACUGGCUGGGUUUUGUAGUUGGGAAGUUGACAAAUGCAUGGGACUGGCCAGAAAACUUGUUUGUGAACGAGAACGAGUCAUACUACGGCGCUCACCUAUGGACAAUUCAGACGGAAUUUCGUUGUUCCAUGAUUUUAUUUGCCGUCUUGACCGUACUUUCGAGCCUGCGAUGGCCUCUCGCGCGUCAUAUCUUCGCUGGGAUUGUAAAUAUAUACUGUGUUUUUUGGAACCGAUGGGAUGUCAGCCUCUUCUUGUCUGGCAUGCACCUUUCUCUCAUCAAUGCAGCACAACAAUUAGGAAGCAACGACCUACUACCUGCAAUCACUAGAGGCCCUCCGCCUGUUUACGAUAGUUACAAAAGAUCAGCUUGCAUGGCUACCCUUCGCAGAGCAGUCUUUGGAUUCUAUCCUUUUAUUUUGCUUCUUGCAGGUCUAUGGAUGCUAUCAUAUCCAGAGGAGAAGGCCGACCAAGCGUUAGGAUUUGGAUUUGCAAGUAGACUGUGCUCGAACGUAGACUUUUGGCAGUCCAUCGGUGCCAUAGUUGUCGUGUUCUCGAUAGGCAAGCUGGAUCGGGUCAAGUCAAUGUUGUCUUCUACACCACUUUUGUAUUUAGGAGCCCUCUCUUUCUCCCUCUACCUUAUUCACUAUCCGUAUCUUGAGAUGGUGGGGUGGAACCUUCAUCUUUUGUGUCGAGAGUACAUAUCCGAGGCUGCUUACAUAGCCGGCAUGAGCACAGGUGCAGGAAUGCUCAUCGGAAACCUUAUUGGGUUUUUAUUGGUGACAGUAGGUCUCGUGUGGCUAUCUGAUCUCACUAUGAGGUUAGUAGACAACCCUUCUCAAAGACUCAUCGGCUAUCUGGUCAACUGGGUAAAUUUUACUUAG
This is a messenger RNA of Bipolaris maydis ATCC 48331, 1347 nucleotides long. RefSeq lists its product as uncharacterized. The record is from RefSeq and is a predicted model, not a curated record. NCBI's taxonomy places the organism in Eukaryota, Fungi, Ascomycota, Dothideomycetes, Pleosporales, Pleosporaceae. Gene Ontology annotation, cellular component: membrane. Gene Ontology annotation, biological process: polysaccharide biosynthetic process.